AAGAGGGGGGAAAAAAAGAGGAAAAAAAAAAACCGAGGUUGCGGUGGAUGGUAAGGUGUCGGCUGGUUUCAAAGCGAGGUUUUCGUCUCCCCCUCUUCUCCUCCCCCUUCUCUGAUCGAUCCUCGCCUUCCUGGAUUUUCGAUUCCAUCACCUUUUCCGGGAUCGGAGGAAACCCUAGAUCUUGCUCGUUUUGGGUUUCCUGAUUGUUUUUUCUUCGAGAAAUCUUUAAUUUUUCGGUCGGUGUUGGAGAUCUAUUAGGGUUUUUCGUUGGAUCUUGGUGGAAUAGGAGAGGAGGUUCCGGGAUUGGGCUGGUGAUCAGCUUGAUUUGGUUCGGGUUUUGAUCUCUCUUUAAGGGUUUUUCAGAAGGGCAGAUCAGUGGUUUGUUAAAUUUGGGGAAUUUCUUCAGUUCUGACCUUUGGGGUCAAGAGGAAUUUUAGCUCAGGUGGUGGGUUUCUUUUGAGGAUCUGAUGGCAUCUCCUCCUCCGUUCCAGAUGGAGGACCAGACGGACGAGGAUUUCUUCGAUAAGCUCGUGGAUGAUGAAUUUAUUAUCGAUGGAUCUCAUUCUAAGGCUACUGAUAUGGCAAGGGAUUUGUCUAAUCUCAGCCUAGGUGACGUCGGUACCUCGUUGGAGGAUUCGGGGGAUGCUGGGUUCGCAUCUGAAGUGGAAGACCGGCACGAAAACAGGACCUUAGAGUCUUUUGAGGCUUCCAAAAAGGAUGAUUUGGAUGCAGAUGGGAGCAUGGCUUCCAAUUCUUCCGACGAUAAGGUUGCCCAAUCGGAAAGUUCUGCAGAACCUGCAAAAGAAUUCGGUUCGCAAGGUUCAUCAACAAUGAAGAGUGGAUUGAAGGGAACCACUGUGAAGGAGGUGCAAUGGAGUGCUUUCGGUGUCAACUCGCAACAAUUUGACAAUGGUGGGUUUGAGCCCUAUUUGGGCUUCUUAACGGAGAGUGCUGAUGGGUCUGCUAACAAGCUGAAAUCUGAUGCUGACCUGAAUACUAGUUUCAUAGGAAACACAGUUGAAAAUCUAAAUGCUUAUGUUGGUUCCUCUGAACAACAAGAUACCCAAUUCUAUGGCUCAAGUGACGAGCAGAUUACUGGUACAAAUGAUGCACAGCAUUGGGAGAGCCUUUACCCAGGCUGGAAGUAUGACCUGAGUACCGGGCAGUGGUAUCAAGUGGAUGGUUAUGACCCAAGCAUGACCAGACAAAUUGACAGCUACAACACGGCGAAUGAAGCCCAAGAGAGCUUUGAAGACAAUGGUCCGGCUGUUGUUGAUGGCUCUAUUUCAGAGAGAUCCGAUGUUUCUUAUCUGCAGCAAAGUGCUCAGUCAGUGUUGGAGACCAUAGCAGAAGAUGGUACAUUGAGUGGUGUUUCCAACUGGAAUCAAGUUUCUCAGGUAACUACAGAAUAUCCAUCGAAUAUGGUAUUUGAUCCUCAAUACCCAGGAUGGUAUUAUGACACAAACACCCAGCAGUGGUAUGCUCUUGAGACAUAUGCUCAGACUACACAGAUGGCGUCAAGUACAGUUCAGGAUGAGGUGAGUCAAGAUGUCCACUCUUCAGCUGGUUUCUCAGAACAGAACCAAAAUUUAUAUGAUGAAGUUGGCCAAUCUGGACAAUACCCGGUUGAGAGCCAGGUUAGCCAAGAUUUUGGAGGAGAUUGGAAUUCUUCCACAAGCAACUACAUGCAACGGAAUAUGUGGCUGCCUGAACCAACUCCUAAUAGUAAACAAGUUGGAGGUUUCCCUGGAAAUCAGCAGUUGGGGAGCUUUUACAGCUCAACAGGACAUGCAGGAAGUCAAACAAGUCAACAAACAGGUUUCAAAACCUUUGAGCCCAUUAUAAAUCAUAAUGAUGGCAGAAGUAACAGCAUGGCCAGGUCUCAGAGCUUCGUUCCUGCUGAAAGCACAUACCAGUUUAAUCAACCGAAAGUGGAGCAGAGCCUGCAGUCACAUUUAUCUAACAGUUACUAUGGCAAUCAGAACUCGUUAGGCUAUUCUCAGCAACCAUUUCAGGGUGCCAAUGCAUCUUAUUCUCAGUUCUCUUACACUCCUCACGAAGAGAGAUCAUCAGCCGGGCGUCCUGCUCAUGCAUUGGUCACUUUUGGAUUUGGUGGAAAACUCAUAAUCAUGAAAGAUGACAACUCUUUUGGCACAAAAUUGGAUUAUGGAAGCCAGGGCACUGCAGCUGGAACAGUCUCAGUUCUGAACUUAAUAGAAGUUAUCAUGGAUAGAACUGAUGCGUCCAGCACCAUUAAUGGUGGAGCCUUUGAUUACUUCCAUGCUUUAUGCCAACAAUCUUUCCCCGGACCACUUGUUGGUGGGAAUGCUGCAACAAAGGAUAUCAACAAAUGGAUUGAUGAGAGGAUUGCUAGCUGCGAAUCUCCUGGCAUGGACUUCCAGAAAGGAGAACUUCUGAGAUUACUUCUUUCAUUGCUGAAAAUAUCGUGUCAGCAUUAUGGAAAACUUCGAUCUCCUUUUGGAUCUGAUCCUUCACUAGAGGAAACUGAUGGUCCAGAAAUGGCAGUAACUAAGCUUUUCGCAUCCGCUAAAAGGAAUAGUGUUCGGCUGAGAGAGCAUGGAUCCUUCGUACAUUGUAUGCAAAAUCUUCCUUCUGAGGGACAGAUCCAGGCAACUGCAGUCGAGGUACAAAACCUUCUUGUUUCUGGUAGAAGGAAAGAGGCCCUCCAGUGUGCACAAGAAGGUCAUUUGUGGGGCCCUGCCCUUGUACUUGCAGCACAGCUUGGUGAGAAGUUUUAUGUUGACACUGUUAAGAGAAUGGCACAUCAUCAGUUUAUAUCUGGAUCGCCUUUACGUACACUAUGCCUACUUAUUGCUGGACAACCUGCAGAUGUUUUCUCUGCAGGAAGCUCCUCCAGUAGUUUGUAUGCGGCAGCAAAUUUAUAUCAACAACUUGCUGAGACUCAGGCCAGUGGCAUGUUGGAUGACUGGGAAGAGAAUCUGGCCAUAAUAACUGCAAAUAGGACAAAGGAUGAUGAACUGGUAAUAAUUCAUCUUGGAGAUUGCCUGUGGAAGGAGAGAGGAGAGGUAACUGCUGCGCAUACCUGCUACUUGGUUGCAGAGGCGAACUUCGAGUCAUAUUCUGACAGUGCAAGACUGUGUCUUAUUGGUUCUGACCACUGGAAAUGCCCUCGAACUUAUGCCAGUCCAGAAGCUAUUCAGAGAACAGAAUUAUAUGAAUACUCAAAGGUGCUUGGAAACUCACAGUUUAUCCUACUACCUUUUCAACCAUACAAGUUAAUCUAUGCCUACAUGCUGGCCGACAUGGGAAAGGUUCCUGAUUCAUUAAGGUAUUGUCAGGCAUCAUUAAAGUUGCUGAAAAAUUCUGGCCGUACUCCUGAGGUGGAAAUGUGGAAAUUGCUGUUUUCAUCCCUGGAGGAGCGGUUGAAAACCCACCAGCAGGGUGGAUACAGCACAAACUUGGCCCCAGGAAAACUUGUAGGUAAAUUUAUUACCUCUCUUGAUAGAUCCCUUCACCGCAUGAUGGGUGCACCACAAGUACCUCUGCCACCAAUGCCACAAGGCAGCGUGAAUGAUAAUGAAAUCUACUCUGGGGCCCCAAAAGUGGCAAAUAGCCAAUCAACAAUGGUCAUGUCAUCUUUAAUUCCAUCAGCUUCGGUGGAGGCCAUGAGUGAGUGGACAAGUGAUAGUGGUAGGAAGAGUAUGCACAACAGAAGCAUUUCUGAGCCAGAUUUUGGUAGAAGUCCUAAGCAGAACUCAUCAAAGGAUGCAGGCUCAGAUGGUCGUCAAAGCAAAGCGUCAGUACCAGAGGGAUCACGUUUUGGGCGCAUUGGCUCAACUCUUCUUCAGAAAACUGUGGGUUGGGUUUCAAGAUCCCACCGCCAGGCAAAACUGGGUGAACAAAACAAGUUCUAUUAUGAUCAAAAGCUUAAGAGAUGGGUUGAGGAAGGUGCUGAGCCUCCAGCUGAGGAAGCUGCCCUACCACCACCUCCAACAGCAGCAUCAUUCCAGAAUGGUAUGCCAGAUUACAACAUAAAGAACACCUUCAAAAGCAGUGAAAAUCUUGCUGCUAAUGGUGGUUCAGAGGUGAAAUCCUCAGUUCCCACAGAACGUAGUUCGGGGAUCCCACCCAUUCCCCCCAGCCAAAACCAAUUCUCAGCUCGUAGUAGAAUGGGAGUUCGAUCGAGGUACGUUGAUACGUUCAAUAAGGCUGGUGGAGCUUUGACAAACUCAUUCCAGUCACCUUCAGCUCCAUCUCUAAAGCCAGCGGCUGGUGCCAAGUUUUUCAUCCCUACGGCACCUGCAACAACUGACGAGCCAAAAACUGAAACAAUAACAGAAAGCCAAGAAACCACCAUUCAUGAAGAACCAUCUUCAUCAGUUGUAAAUGAAGCAUCAUUUUCUUCGCCGCCGUCGUCGUCAUCAUCAUCAUCCAUGCAACGAUUUCCAAGCAUGGACCAUAUUACUCCUGGAAAGAAGGGUUCUGGGGCAGCAUUCCAAAGUGGCAAUGGCCCCUUAUCACGGACUCGUGCAGCAUCAUGGAGUGGAUCUUACACGGAUGCAUUCAAUCCUAAAGUGGCUCAAACUAAGCCCGCAGGUGAUGGACAGAUUGUGCCACCAUUCUUCAUGCCCAACAACACUUCACAUACUCGUUCAAGCAGCAGCUCGUCUGUACAGCUUAAUGUUGGAUCUCUGGGGGAUGAUCUUCAUGAGGUGGAACUUUGAUGCAUGGCAUUUUUCGCAACCCUCGCAGACCCUAUCCCAAAAGUGGGCAGUAGGAGAGUUGACUUCUACCGAAUUAUGGUGAGAUACCUACUGCCUGCGCCACCCCAAAAUGUUGUAUUACAUACAGUCCAGAUUUUGGAUACCUGGCAUAUAUGUAUUCCCAAUGUCAAACUGGUGUCCUUUUACAUGAAAGCAUGUGGAUGCCAUUGUACAGAUAAUUUGUUGAUUUAUUGAAGAUAGAAAUCCCAUAUUGUUUUGAAGAAGGGGCAUACAAAAAGAGACCGUAGAGCAGUCCUGAGAAUUUGACAUUAGUUCCAUAUUCUUGAAGGGAAGCAGCACAAAUAGGUAG
Phoenix dactylifera (date palm) is the source of this 5055-nucleotide messenger RNA. RefSeq names its product protein transport protein SEC16A homolog. Gene Ontology annotation, biological process: Golgi organization. NCBI's taxonomy places the organism in Eukaryota, Viridiplantae, Streptophyta, Magnoliopsida, Arecales, Arecaceae. The record is from RefSeq and is a predicted model, not a curated record. Gene Ontology annotation, cellular component: endoplasmic reticulum exit site; ER to Golgi transport vesicle membrane.